UCAUUUUGGAUAAUUUAUUUUUUAAUAAAUUAAUUUAAUUUUCAGAAAAGGAAUUUUCUCACACGGAAUUCCAUUAAGACAGUUUUUUUCAUAAUCACAUACACUUUAUUACCUGUUAAAUAUAUUUAUUACUUAUUGUUAGAAAAUUGUUGAAAAUUGUGUACAAUGACUAGCCCUCUAAUUUAUGGAGUCGAGUUUCAAGCAAGAUCAUUGUGUUCUCAACAUGCUGAUGCGGAACAAGUUAGUUUUUUGAUCGGUACACAAUCGUUAAAUACACCUAACAAUCAAGUGCAUUUAGUAAAAUUACAAGAAGAUUCUAAUACUUUAACUUCACUGGUAUAUGAGCACAGUUGUGGAGAAAUAUGGUCUCUAACCUCUUCGAUUACCGACAAACAAUUAAUAUGUACUUGCUAUGCUGACAUUGAUAGCGAUUGUGAAAAACGUACUACUUUAUGGCGGUUAACGGAAACUGAAGGUCAAUUAGAAAAGGUUGUGGAUUUUCCUACUAAAAAGUAUGGCUCUGAUGUUAAGGUGACAACUUUUCAUCCGACUAAUGAAGCUUACAUGGCAUCGGUUGUCGACAAUAACGUAAUUAUGUGGGAUGUUGGUGAUAACGGAGUCAAAAUUGUAUGUAAUGCAACGUUGGAUGGUAAAGGACAACCUCGUUUUGCCACUGGCAAAUGGAAUCCUCAAAGUGUUAACUUACAGUUUGUUACUGCCGAUGAUUGCAAUAUAAAAGCCUGGGACUUGCGAUCUCAAGCCAGAAUAGCUUGGGCUUUAGACGGAGCUCAUAAUCAAAUUAUUAGAGAUUUUGAUUUUAAUCCAAAUCGCCAUUACAUUAUGGCCACUUGUGGAGAUGACGGAUAUUCCAAAUUUUGGGACGUACGUAAUACAAACCAACCAAUAAUUACUCGUGCUGAUCAUUCUCAUUGGAUUUGGUCUCUUAGGUAUAAUCCUGUGCACGAUGAACUUAUUGGAACGGCGUCUAGUGACGGUCAAGUAUUGAUAACUCGCUUAUUUGGUAUAUCUUCUUCUGCUGUUGAAAACGAAGAUAUCAAAUUAAAAACGUCUGUUGAAGACAAAGUAAUAGCGAUUUGUGAUCAGCACGAAGAUUCUGUGUACUGUGUCGAAUGGUCUACUGCCAAUUCGUGGAUAUUAGCUUCUCUAAGUUAUGAUGGACGGUUAUUGCUUAACAAAGUACCAAAAAAAGAACAACUGAAAAUCCUAUUAUAAAAAUUGCAACACUAUUUAAAAACAGUUUUAUAUGAAUAUUUAAAGAAGGGAUUGAAAAUGUUACAAAGUCAAAAUUUACAUUAUUUGUUGUAACUACAACAUAUUAUUAUAAAUGUUUCAUUUGAGUAAACAUAGUUUAUAAUGUGUUCAGAAAUGAAAAACUUAACUUUAAAAUGUUUUUAAUUGACUAUUUUUUACAAUACUAUAAUCAGUUAAGUUAUUAGAAUAAUUUAUUAAUAAUUUUAAUCAAAACUAGUUGAAUUGAAUGUAGUUAUAACAAAUAGUGUAAAUUUAGCUGGGUAGUGCUUUUAAUCCCUGGUCUGAAGAAUAUUUAUUUCAUUUAUUAAAAAUAAAUACUGUAUGUAUUGUGUACAUUAUUAAGUUUUAUAAAAUUAUGUUAAAAUUUUUAUCGUUUAAUUUAUACAUUUCAUGUUAAAUUUAUUUGUUUUGUGUUACAUUAAAUUAUUUGAUAUUGAAA
Adelges cooleyi (spruce gall adelgid) is the source of this 1711-nucleotide messenger RNA. Its product is annotated as EARP-interacting protein homolog. Gene Ontology annotation, molecular function: protein binding. The transcript has 7 exons. Gene Ontology annotation, biological process: protein ubiquitination. The coding region runs from base 166 to 1233 and encodes 355 amino acids. The record is from RefSeq and is a predicted model, not a curated record. Lineage: Eukaryota; Metazoa; Arthropoda; Insecta; Hemiptera; Adelgidae.